Effrenium voratum is the source of this 501-nucleotide messenger RNA. NCBI's taxonomy places the organism in Eukaryota, Dinophyceae, Suessiales, Symbiodiniaceae. The record is from the annotation of a GenBank genome assembly.
AUGUCUUGGGCCACCUACAUGGAUGUUGCCUACGGCGGCCCGGUGCGCGGGAAAGGCUUUUGCUUUCCUGCUGGUAUCAUGCCCGCCUACAACAUCCCGGACACAGAGGGUAACGCUCGGCUGCCCUGCAACUGCGCCCCUCUGUACAAGUGGUACCUGGAGCCGUUGAUGAGCGCGCAGCAGAUUGAGUCCAUGAAGGAUGCGGCGCCCAAAGUCGAGAGCAAGAACUGCGGCCGGGAGCUGGGGGGCAAGAAGAAGCAAUGCGAUCCCAGGACGGUCGGGGGCUGCGUGUGGACGGCGGAAGACUUGGAGAAGGACCCAAGCGUCUGGGAGCAGCGGCGUCAGAUGUACUGGGAGACACAAAGGCCGGCGCAAAAAAAUCGCGCGCGUGCAUCGUUGGACAUGUUGGUGUUUUGCGCGGUUGCUCUAUUUUUUCCGCGCCGGGAGAGGGCGUUUGGCAGGUGCAUCUGCAAACUCAGACAGAAGCAAAGGGCGCGGUAA